CUUUUUCCCCCAACCUCCCCUCGCCACCACGGCCCCCGCAGCCCCCUCAAAGAUCUGCCAUCCAAGCUCUGGGUGGAUUUUGCACUCCCUGGGAUCUGAGUCCAACCACAGGUCAGAGGCACCCUGUGAUUUGUAAACUUCUGACUGAGAUUAACCUGAAGCCUUCAUCUCCUAAUGGUAUUAAAUAUACCUCUGAACAGAAGGAUUACAAAAACUGGUCUGCAGUUAUGCCUCAUGGAAGACCUGCCCCACCUAACAAGAGGAAAAAGCCCUCUAAGAUCAUCACUGACCUGUCACAUGUCACUCAAGAUGAGUUUGAGCCUGAGGCGUCAGAGUUUGACCUGGGGAUGAAGAUCAAGACUCCCAAGGACACCAUGCUGGAGGAGCUGAACCUCUUCACCAACAAGGGCUCCAAGAUGUUCAAGAUGAGGCAGAAACGUGUGGAGAAGUUCAUAUAUGAGAACAACCCUGACCUCUUCGGCAGUGAGUCUAUGGAGAACUUCCAGAAGUUGGUCCCUAGCCUGGGUGGUACAAUGAUGUUGGAUGCUAGUGGCCACAUGGUGGACAAGCAAUCAGGCCCUCCUGCACCCCCUCCCAAACCAGGCAAAGAUGGGCAUGGUCAUGGUAAUGAACAUGGUCAUGAUCAUGAGCAUGGACAUGAGCAUGGUAAUGAGCAUGGGCGCCAUGGAUACCAGGGACAUGUACAUCAUGAUGAUGUUGCUCCAGGAGAACAUGGUCAUGGUAGUCAUGGAGUAGAGGUUGCCUUAGACAAAGCCAAGAAAAGGCAUGAUUAUGUUCCCUCAUACAUAUCACCGUGGGAAAAGGCCAUGAAGGGCAACCAGGAGCUGACAUCCAGCAUGAGAUAUCAUAUGCCAGUCCCCCAUGCCCACCUUGAUUUGCCCAAGUACAAGUCUUUCAACAGGAGUGCUACACCAUUUGGGGGCUUUGAUAAGGCCUCUCAGCUCAUGACCUUCCAACUGCCAGACACCCAUGAGGUGGCCCAUGAGGAGCCUGAACCAGCUGUGGUAUACCAGCAUGACAUUGGCGCUCGACCCUCCUUCAACCGCACUCCUAUAGGCUGGGUGGGAAGCAGUGAGCCCAGCAGCAUCCACAUGGAGUUGGAUGCCCUGCCCUUCGAUGGGGAGACUGACGACCUGUGAACAGCAUGCCCCACAGACCCAGAUGUGCAGACAAAGACCGCGCACAAUAUAUACAUCUACAUAAAGAAAAAACAUACACUUUUUUAGAAAGGUUUGUGAGCCAGUCAACUUUUCCUUGAGUUCAAUUCAUGAAAGAAAUAGUUUAUGAAAACAAACCACAAAGCUCAAUAUUGGGCUCUUUAAAUUAGAAUGCAAGAUAGAGAGAGAGAGAGAGAGAGAGAGAGAGAGAGAGAGAGAGAAAGAAAGAAAGAAAGAAAGAAAGAAAGAAAGAAAGAAAGAAAGAAAGAAAGAAAGAAAGAAAGAAAGAAAGAAAGAAAGAAAGAGGGGGUGAUUAGUUAAUAUGUUUGCAACAAAGAAAUCAAUCAUGAACAAAGACAUCAAUCGUGAGCCUAUUGUGUUCAACUUCCCAGUGAACACAGGAGGCUACCAUAACUGUGAUUUAUGCGUACUCUUAUUUUUUUUCCAUUAUGAUUCAUUUAGUAGGCAUAGUAUAUUGUUCAAUCACACAAGUCUCCAGCUCAGUCACGAAGCAGCAGCAUAACAUAGUUUGUCCAUGAGGAGAGACAAAUAAACAGGACUGAAGGGUUGAACUUUGUUUCGUUUUUUUCUGUGUCAGCAUGUUGCUGUGUCCACUGCUCAUUCGGGAGAGCUACAAGUUGUUCCUCUAGCUAUAGCCUUCUACCAUCAUGGUUUUUACUGUAUUUCUCUGUUUUCUGUGUUUCUGUGCCACUUUGACUUUUGACAGCUUUGUCAAGGCCCUGCAAAUCCAGCAGCCUAGCCUAGGAUGCAUGCAGUAAGCGUGAGGUGUGCUAAUUUCUGUUGCGUGAUAGAGAUUGUGAUGAACUAAUACAGUACUGCAUCACCCAAGAUUUCUCCCUAAUAAACUUUUUCCAAUUGUA
Molecule: messenger RNA, 2059 nt
Organism: Oncorhynchus nerka (sockeye salmon)
Lineage: Eukaryota; Metazoa; Chordata; Actinopteri; Salmoniformes; Salmonidae
Product: myozenin-1-like
Exons: 6
Coding region: 228-1160 (310 amino acids)
Cellular component (GO): actin cytoskeleton; Z disc
Molecular function (GO): FATZ binding; actin binding; telethonin binding
Source: RefSeq, a predicted model, not a curated record